Messenger RNA from Rana temporaria (common frog), 382 nucleotides. RefSeq names its product low affinity immunoglobulin gamma Fc region receptor III-like. NCBI's taxonomy places the organism in Eukaryota, Metazoa, Chordata, Amphibia, Anura, Ranidae. The coding region runs from base 47 to 382 and encodes 111 amino acids. Gene Ontology annotation, biological process: cell surface receptor signaling pathway. The transcript has 4 exons. The record is from RefSeq and is a predicted model, not a curated record. Gene Ontology annotation, molecular function: transmembrane signaling receptor activity.
CAGCGCAGAGACGAGAAUAUGAUUAUGUUCAUACGGAGCCGUCACCAUGUCCUGUCUGACUCCGAUCUUCUUCAUCUUGCUGGCAUUGAAGAACGCAGAAGGAGCCGUCACCCCGGUAGUCACCCUGAGACCCAACUGGAACAAUUUAUACUCCGGGGAUCGGGUGACUCUGUCAUGCAGUGUGGGAUCGGUAGAAGAAGAUAAACCUGGAAACUAUUACUACACCUGGUAUAAAGAUGACAACAAGUUAAUGUAUAAAACAAGCAAAACACUUUUUAUUACUGCCAAAGUAGCAGACACCGGAGUAUAUAAGUGUUCAGUGAAAUCUGGCAUUUAUAGUAAUCCCGUCCAACUUCAUGUUAUCUCCGGUGAUGAAGAAUAA